Molecule: messenger RNA, 2090 nt
Organism: Candoia aspera
Lineage: Eukaryota; Metazoa; Chordata; Lepidosauria; Squamata; Candoiidae
Gene: RAB2A
Product: RAB2A, member RAS oncogene family
Exons: 8
Coding region: 410-1048 (212 amino acids)
Biological process (GO): vesicle-mediated transport
Cellular component (GO): Golgi apparatus
Molecular function (GO): GTP binding; GTPase activity
Source: RefSeq, a predicted model, not a curated record
UGAACACUUCCGGGUCGGCGAAGAGUGCUUCGUGACGUUGCUGAACCGUCUAGGAGCCUCGCGCCUGUUAUUGUUCUUGCCCCCCUCCCCCUCGGUCGCUUCCAUCUCGCGCCUCAGGACGUUUACGAGCCCCUUUGAAGACGUGGCAAAAAGAAGGGGAAAAGAAAGGAAGGGCGCGCUCGCCGGUAUACACCCGAGGGGCCGACGUGCGAGAUUGCUGGCGAUCGCUUCAGGAGGGAAAGGGCGGUUGGAAGGCGAGCGGGGUCGCUAACGGCUUCGAAUCUUCCGUAGCGCAAGCCCUGACACCGAGGGGCGGAGGGGGUGCCGCGUCACGUCACGCCACACCACAGAGAAGCGACAGUCUACGGAGAAGCCAGGAGGGGAAAAAGGCGGCGGGGAUCGGAAGGACAUGGCCUACGCGUAUCUCUUCAAGUAUAUCAUAAUCGGAGACACAGGUGUUGGAAAAUCAUGUUUAUUGUUGCAGUUCACAGACAAAAGGUUUCAACCAGUUCAUGACCUUACUAUAGGUGUAGAAUUUGGUGCUCGAAUGAUAACCAUUGAUGGGAAACAGAUAAAACUUCAGAUAUGGGAUACGGCUGGGCAAGAGUCCUUCCGUUCCAUCACAAGGUCAUACUACAGAGGGGCAGCAGGUGCUUUACUAGUGUAUGACAUUACAAGGAGGGAUACUUUCAACCAUUUGACAACAUGGUUAGAAGAUGCUCGCCAGCAUUCUAAUUCCAAUAUGGUUAUUAUGCUAAUUGGAAAUAAAAGUGAUUUAGAGUCUAGAAGAGAAGUGAAAAAAGAAGAAGGUGAAGCAUUUGCAAGAGAGCAUGGCCUUAUCUUUAUGGAGACAUCUGCCAAAACUGCUUCCAAUGUAGAAGAGGCAUUUAUUAACACAGCAAAGGAAAUCUAUGAAAAAAUACAGGAAGGAGUCUUUGACAUUAAUAAUGAGGCAAAUGGCAUUAAAAUCGGCCCUCAGCAUGCCGCUACUAAUGCAACACUUGCAGGCAAUCAAGGAGGACAACAAGCUGGUGGAGGCUGCUGUUGAACCUGUUUUUACUUCCUAGCUGCCUGAUGGGGCCUACUAACUUUCAUCCUCCCCUCUCUCCACUCAAUUUCAACUAUGACAUGAAAUUAUUGUAAGAUGGCAUCAUGUUGCAGAAGACUUUAUUCUUCAAAUCUUGUACAACUUUGAAUAAAUGGUUAAUGUUCACUUAAAAUACAGGUUUUGGAGAUUGUAUUCAUAUCUAUAUUUCCAUUUGAUUUUGAAGUCCAUUGUUGUGAUUAUUUUUGUCAAAUAUUGUCUUGUGCCCUUGACUACGAACUGUAUUAAACACUACAAAGUCAUCUGAGUACUUUAUUCAGUUUGUGUAGUUAGGUGGCCGAGCUACUGUGGUUACCUAAUGUUUACUAUUGUAGAACUGUCCUCAAUUUUGUCCAUUUUCAGCUCUGAAAAAAAAAGGGAUUCUUAAUUCUGUAUUUAUCAUUUACUUUCUGUAUAUAUAGUUUAACAACCUGCUUGGGUGUAUUUGCCAAGCUAUAAUUCUUUAAUGCAUUUGCAUAAAUUCAAUACAUUUAGAGCUUGGAAGUGCAAAGCAUUAUUAGAAAUUGCUUAGAUAUUGAAUUUUAAACUUUAUUGAUAUGUUAGCAUGUUCGUUGUCCUGUCAUCCUAGAGUCCCCACCCCACAAAAAUGCUUUAUGUAUAUUACUAGAAGCUACAUAUGUGUUACCUAUUUUAAUGCCAAAUGUUUGCUAUUUGCUCACCACUUCCAUAACACCUCUUCAGAAAUGGAUUAGCUGUUUGCCUUAAUUAUGUAGAUUAAACAUAUUAUGAAUGAAAAUAGAGGAAACUCCAAAUGGAACAUUAUGAAGACUUCGAUCUUAAAUUUAUUUGCAUCUUCAUUUAUAGGUAAAUGUUUUCAUCAAGGACAGUUUUUCAGCUUAGAUGUACAGUAACUGUGUAAAGUUGGUUUUCUUUUGGUUUGGGGUUUUUAUUUUAUUUUAUUUGGUGGCAACAUGUAAUCUUAAUAUGGUAAACAUCUUGUCUAUUGUGAAGGAGGUGUGACAAUAAAAUUGCCAGAUUGCAAAUA